AUGUCGGGUCUCGAAGAUGUGCAGAGCGGCCAGGGCAACAGAGGCGAGGCUCUCGACGAUAAGUCGGGUAGCACCAUCUCUGGCCUGGUCAGCACGCUGGCUGUUUGCGCCCCCAUCGCCGUUGUCUACAUGGUCAUCUUCCUCAUCCUUCGUCGGAGCCAACGUCGUUUCUAUGCGCCGCGAACCUAUCUCGGCAGUUUGCGCGAAAGCGAACGGUCGCCGAGUCUGCCCAGUGGUAUCUUCAACUGGUUCAGCCACUUUUGGAAGAUACCCGACAUUUACGCCCUCAAGCACCAGUCUCUUGAUUCGUAUCUGUUCCUCCGAUUCCUCCGUAUCUGCGCCACCAUCUGCUUGGUCGGCCUUGUCAUGACAUGGCCUGUAUUGUUCCCUGUCAAUGCUACCGGCGGAGGCACUGCCCAGCAGCUCGACAUCCUGACUUACAGCAACAUCGAUGUCACAGUCUCAUCCGGUAUUAACCGCUUGUACGCCCACGCGCUCCUCGGCUGGCUUUUCUACGGCUUUGUCAUGUACUUGAUCAUGCGGGAGUGCAUCUUCUACAUCAACUUACGCCAGGCCUUCUUGCUUUCGCCUACCUACGCCAAACGCAUCUCGUCGCGCACUGUUCUCUUCACUUCGGUCCCCGAAGCCUACCUGGAUGAGGCCAAGUUCAAGAAGCUCUUCAGCGACUCUAUCAAGAGAGUUUGGAUCACUGGUGACACUGAGAAGUUGGAUGAGCUCGUCGAGGAGCGUGACAAGGUUGCUAUGAAGCUCGAGAAGGCCCAGGUCAAGCUUAUCAAGUUGGCCAACGCUGCUCGUCUCAAGGCUGCCAAGAACGGCGCCUCUGCCGAGAAGGCCCCAACUGCUCAAGACACUGAGUCUGCGGAUGCCUCUGCUCGCUGGAUCCCCCAAAAGAAGCGCCCGACCCACCGCCUCGGCCUGCUGGGUCUCGUUGGCAAAAAGGUUGACACCAUCGAGUGGUGCCGCUCCGAGCUUCAGCGUUUGAUUCCCGAGGUUGAAGCUGGUCAGGCUGCCUACCGUUCUGGACAGGCCAAAAAGAUCCCGGCUGUGUUCGCCGAGUUCUUUACCCAGUCUGACGCCCAGGCUGCUUUCCAGGUCACCACCCACCACCAGGCUCUUCAGAUGACCCCCAAGUACAUUGGAAUCAAGCCUAAUGAAGUCAUCUGGAAGUCCCUCAGAGUAUCUUGGUGGCAGAGGGUUGUCCGCCGGUAUGCUGUCAUUGCUUUCAUCGCCGCCCUCAUCAUCUUCUGGGCCGUUCCGGUUACCCUGGUCGGUAUCAUCUCGCAAGUUUCUUACCUGGAGACUAUUUCCUUCCUCACUUGGCUCCAGAAGAUCCCCGAUGUCAUCAUGGGAGUCGUGUCUGGUCUGCUUCCCAGUGUUGCUUUGGCAGUUCUCAUGUCCUUGGUACCCGUCAUCAUGCGCCUUUGCGCCAAGCUCUCUGGCGAGCCCUCCGACUCUCGCGUCGAACUUUUUACCCAGAACGCCUACUACUGGUUCCAAUUGAUCCAGGUCUUCCUGAUCACAACCAUUUCCGGAUCGGCCGUCGCUACGAUCAAGGCAAUCGCCGACAACCCGGGUUCCAUCUUCGGCACUUUGUCCACAGCGUUGCCCAAGUCUUCUAGUUUCUACAUCAGCUAUUUCAUUGUUCAAGGUAUCACACUUGCGACUGGCGUCUUGACUCAAGUUGUCGCGUUCGCCAUUUUCACGGCUGUGCUCAAGUUCCUCACCAACACGCCUAGAGCUCUGUACCAGAAGUGGUCCACGCUUGCGGCUAUCUCUUGGGGAAGCGUACUCCCUGUCUAUACGACCAUUGCGGUUAUCAGCAUUACCUAUGCUAUUAUCGCCCCCCUGAUGCUGUUCUUCUCGACCUUGGGCAUGGGGUUGUUUUACCUUUCUUACCGCUACAACAUCCUGUUCGUUACCGACACCAAGAUCGAUACUCGCGGUCUGCUGUACCCUCGCGCCCUCAAGCAACUCUUUGCUGGUGUUUACCUGGCCGAGAUUUGCUUGAUUGGUCUCUUCGCCGUCUCGGUUGCCAUUGGACCUCUUGUUCUCAUGGUCGUCUUCCUCAUCUUCUCUGUCCUGUUCCACCUUACUCUGAACAGUGUCCUGGACCCUCUUAUGUACACACUCCCCAGAACCUUGCAGGUGGAGGAAGAGUCCUUGAACGCCGACAUCGAGGCAAUCGACCGCAAGGAUUCCGGCCGAGGCGUUUCAGAGGAGCAGAACGGCGACUCGAGCAACUUCUUCAAGAAGAUCCCCAACGUCAAGAACUUUGCUCCUGGUGGCGAGGAAAACAGUGUGGAGAAGGGCGGGAACAUCGUCACGCGAUUCCUCAAGCCUUGGAUCUUUGCCGAUUACCUUACGCUCCGCCAACUGGUUCCCCACAACGCUGCCAGCAUCGAUGAAAUGUACCCCGGUACCAUUCAAGACAAUGCCUACUUCCCUCCUUCGGUUUCUAGCUUGCCUCCUCUCCUUUGGAUCCCCGAAGACUCUGCUGGAGUUUCCAAGUCCGAGAUCGCCCAGACGAGCAAGAUCAUCCCUAUCACGGAUGAAGGUUGCCAGUUGGACGAGAAGAACAAGCUCGUAUGGGACUCGGAGGGCGCAAGACCCCCUAUCUGGGAUGAGAAGGUUUAUUACUAA
Molecule: messenger RNA, 2661 nt
Organism: Colletotrichum spaethianum
Lineage: Eukaryota; Fungi; Ascomycota; Sordariomycetes; Glomerellales; Glomerellaceae
Exons: 3
Coding region: 1-2661 (886 amino acids)
Cellular component (GO): plasma membrane
Molecular function (GO): calcium-activated cation channel activity
Source: RefSeq, a predicted model, not a curated record